This is a messenger RNA of Erigeron canadensis, 451 nucleotides long. RefSeq names its product leucine-rich repeat extensin-like protein 3. The record is from RefSeq and is a predicted model, not a curated record. NCBI's taxonomy places the organism in Eukaryota, Viridiplantae, Streptophyta, Magnoliopsida, Asterales, Asteraceae. Bases 14 to 337 code for a protein of 107 amino acids. The transcript has 2 exons.
CCCAGCAAUUCCCAUGAAGAUGACUUCUUUUGCAAAAAAAGAAACUAUAUUGCUUCUGCUUCUGAUUCUUAUUUUACAUCAUGUUUUUCAAGCAGCAGAUUCAGCUUCAUUUGAACUACACCCUGCAGAGACUUUAUUUUCCGGUAAAGAAAGAAUGCUAAGAAGGGUAGCACGCCGGCCACCGCCACCUAAGCCAAAUGAGAAUCCACAUCCUAAGCCAAAACCACCAUCUCGUCAUCCGCCGCCGCCGCCGCCACCACCACCACCACGAUCUACGACCACACGAGUGUAUAAGCGACCUUCGAAGGGCAAGUAUGCUCCUCCGCCGAGAAUAUGAUAUAAUUUUUCCUCAUUUGGAUUACAUUUCUUUAAUGAAGAAACUAAACGCUAUUAUCAAUGGACUUUAUCUUUGUACGAACACAAGUUUAAUAAGAUAUUAUAUUUUCUUCAA